Messenger RNA from Mobula hypostoma (lesser devil ray), 1335 nucleotides. RefSeq names its product tyrosine-protein kinase Srms-like. Gene Ontology annotation, biological process: peptidyl-tyrosine dephosphorylation; mitotic cell cycle; cell differentiation. Gene Ontology annotation, cellular component: cytoplasm. Gene Ontology annotation, molecular function: phosphotyrosine residue binding; non-membrane spanning protein tyrosine phosphatase activity. The record is from RefSeq and is a predicted model, not a curated record. Bases 214 to 1335 code for a protein of 373 amino acids. The transcript has 4 exons. Lineage: Eukaryota; Metazoa; Chordata; Chondrichthyes; Myliobatiformes; Myliobatidae.
UUCCUCUGCCGGCUCAUUAUCUCGGUCUCUAAGGUACACUGUCCCUCUCUCUCUGCCGAUCAAACUCCUCCCUCUGCCGGCUCGUUGGGCUCCGAGCUCCCGGCUCCCGGCAGGUUCCUCAUUCCUUCCCGGAUCCGGCGACGGGACCGGGCGGCUCUGCGGACGGGUCGGUCCGAGGGAAGAACCGAACCCGCCGCCGCCUCUGACUGCGGGAUGUCGGGAAGGAGGUGGUUCCAUCGGGAUAUCAGUGGGACGGAUGCCGAGAAGCUCCUGAAGAGCCGGGGGGUCCACGGGAGCUUCCUGGCCCGGCCCAGCAAGCAGAACCCCGGAGACUUCUCCCUCUCCAUCCGGGUCAGUGACCAGGUGACCCACAUCCGCAUCCAGAACACGGGCGACUACUACGACCUGUACGGUGGGGAGAAGUUCGCCACGCUCUCCGAGCUGGUUCAGUACUACACCGAGCAGCAGAACGUGCUCCAGGACAAAGAUGGUACCAUCAUCGAGCUGAAAUAUCCGCUGAACUGCGCCGACCCAACCUUCGAGCGCUGGUACCAUGGCCACCUGUCCGGGACCGCGGCCGAGAACCUGCUGGUGGGCAAGGACAUGCCCUGGAUGUUCCUGGUCCGGGAGAGCCUCAGCAACCCCGGGGACUUCGUGCUCUCUGUGGCCACCGACCUCGCCAAACCGGUGGACGGGGUCAAGAAGCUGAGGGUCACGCACAUCAAGAUCAUUUGUCAGGUGAGGCUGCUUCAGCAGGUCGAGCUUCUGGGAUCAUUAGAGAGCUCCCUCGGUAGAUUACAUCAACCGGGAGCCCCUGCUCGAUCCUCAACGUGGGCACCACGUGCCCCCUGGGUGCAGGGUUUAGCGCUGAGCUCCCUCGAUAGAUUACAUCGACCGGGAACCCCUGCUCGAUCCUCAGCGUGGGCACCACGUGCCCCCUGGGUGCAGGGUUUAGCACCGAGCUCCCUUGUUAUAUUACAUCAACCAAGAGCCCCUGCCCGAUCCUCAGCUUGGGCACCACGUGCCCCCCCCCACCGGGUGCAGGGUUUAGCACCGAGCUCCCUCGAUAGAUUACAUCGACCGGGAGCCCCUGCUCGAUCCUCAGCGUGGGCACCACAUGCCCCCCCCCACCGGGUGCAGGGUUUAGCGCUGAGCUCCCUCGGUAGAUUACAUCGACCGGGAGCCCCUGCCCGAUCCUCAGUGUGGGCACCACGUGCCCCCUGGGUGCAGGGUUUAGCACCGAGCUCCCUCGGUAGAUUACAUCGACCGGGAGCCCCUGCUCGAUCCUCAGUGUGGGCACCACAUGCCCCCACCCCCACCGGGUGCAGGGUUUAG